This is a messenger RNA of Prorocentrum cordatum, 618 nucleotides long. NCBI's taxonomy places the organism in Eukaryota, Dinophyceae, Prorocentrales, Prorocentraceae. The record is from the annotation of a GenBank genome assembly.
AGGUCCUCCAGAGCGCCGGGGAAGGAGACGAGGCCCAGGCCGCCAAGGAGGCCGCCGCGCACCUCGACGAGGCGGAGGCCGCGCUCGAGAGGGUGCGCGGCGACGCCGCUGACGCCCAGCGGCCGCCCCGCGCCAUCUCGGGGGGCAGCAGCUUCCUGGCUCGCUCCAGCCUCCUGGACGGCGAGGGCGGCGCGGAGGGGCCGCCCGGUGAGAGCGGCGACCCGGCAGCAGGAUCCGCAGGGCCGGCGGCGGCGUCCGCGUCGGCGGGCAUCGGCCUGAACGGCAGCGUCGCCGGGUGGUUCGGCCCAGACCCGCAGGACGACCUGGAGCAGGUCGCGCAGUGGGCGAGCUGGCUCUCCGGCGGGGGCGCCCGCGGCGCCGCCGCCGCGGCGACGGUCCGCGAGAGCCCGGGCGACGCGGCGCAGACGCUGCGCUUCCUGGCGGAGACCGGGACGCCAGGCGGGCCGCGGACGGCGUCGACCGAGACCAGCAGGCGCUGCUCCACCUCGUGGAGACUCGAUGCAGCUCGAGCGGCGCGGCCGGAGCGAGGUGCAGUCGACGCGGAGCGUGGUGAGGCAGCUCGCUGACGACUUCCGGAGGCUGCGGGAGCUGGAGGGU